This is a messenger RNA of Phymastichus coffea, 3822 nucleotides long. RefSeq lists its product as uncharacterized. Lineage: Eukaryota; Metazoa; Arthropoda; Insecta; Hymenoptera; Eulophidae. The coding region runs from base 1 to 3822 and encodes 1273 amino acids. Gene Ontology annotation, biological process: DNA integration. The record is from RefSeq and is a predicted model, not a curated record. The transcript has a single exon. Gene Ontology annotation, molecular function: nucleic acid binding.
AUGACUCAAUCUCUUAUCAAUCGUUUACAAUUACCAGUUAAGCAAUGCUUUGUGAAUAUCGGAGCAAUAGACAAUGCGAAUAUUGUUUCGGAAAAAUACACUACUGCCACUUUCUAUUCUACGUAUAAUGAUUCUAAAUAUCAGUUAAACUUUUUGAUUGUACCUAAAAUAGCUGAGAAGGUGCCUAAUGAGACUUUCCCUCGGGAGAAAUUCAACAUCCCCAAGAACAUCAAAUUAGCAGAUCCUCAAUUUCAUAUACCCAGACCGGUCGAUGUCUUGCUAGCGUCAGGUCCAACUCUAUCUUCUCUUGCCAUAGGGCAAAUCAGGCUAAAUGACCAAAGAUCCCAAAUCACUCUUCAAAAAACUUCUUUCGGCUGGAUAGCAGCCGGAGGAUCUAUCUUAUCAACGAUUCCCAACUCAGUUUCGUGCAAUGCGGUGAGGUUGGAUUCACUCCUAGAAAGAUUCAUGGCAAUGGAAGACAUGGAUUAUCAACCCAUCAAGUCAGAAGAGGACGUAGCAUGCGAAAGGUACUACGUUCAAACCACGACACGUGACGCUUCAGGUCGUUAUAUCGUUCGUCUACCGUUUCGAUCAGGCAAAUUCGAACUAGGUUUGUCAAAACAUCAAGCGUUACAGCGUUUUGAGGCGUUGCAGCGCAAAUUUGAUGCUAACCCUAAUUUCCGAGCAGAGUACGAGAAGGAAUUCAACGGGUACCUGGAACUUGGCCACAUGACGCUGUGCGAAGACGACAACAACGAUGGUUACUACUUGCCUCACCACGCGGUGAUCAAGGAGUCCAGCGAAACGACGAAGUGUCGUGUUGUUUUCGAUGCUUCUGCAAAAUCCUCCACGGGCAUUCCAUUAAACGAUAUGCUGUUGACUGGGCCGACCAUUCAGGAAACUUUGUGGGAGCAGGUUUUGCGAUUCCGUUCUCAUCCCUUCGUCAUCACUGCCGACAUCGAAAAGAUGUACCGACAAAUCUGGAUUCAUCCCGACGAUAGGAGGUUCCAGAAGAUCUUGUGGUACCACGAAGGUGAAGUUCGAACUUUCGUUCUCAACGUUGUAACUUUCGGGGUCAAGUGCGCUCCUUUUCUCGCAAUUCGAACAUUGCAUCAGUUAGCCGUUGAUGAAGAGAGCAGAUUCCCAAGGGCGGCAAUGCUACUUCGUCGAGACUUCUACGUUGACGAUUUCCUUUCAGGUGCAGACACGCUGGAGGACAUCAUAAAGAUUCGCGACGAAAUGAUCAAACUUUUAAGUCGUGGGGGGUUCGUGAUACGAAAAUGGUCGUCGAACCAUCCGUCGGCUUUAGACAACAUUGAUAAAAACAUCUUCGAUUUAGAUUGUGGCAUACAAGGGAACCCUAUAAAAAAGACUCUCGGAAUCAUCUGGGACUCACGACGGGAUGUCUUUACGUAUUCCGCAAACCCUGAUGCGUUAGCUUCUACCAAAAGAAAACUCCUUUCCCAAAUUGCAAGGAUCUUCGAUCCUCUAGGCUUAUUAGGUCCUUUAACCUUGUAUGCCAAAACAUUAAUUCAGGACUGUUGGAAAGCUAACAUUACCUGGGACGAAUCCCUACCUCAAGACAUCCACACCAAGUGGAUAGCUUUAGCUGAACAACUUCCUUUAGUGCGAGAACUUGCGUUACCAAGGUAUCUGCGAUAUGACGUCGCAAACCCAAUAUCCACCGAGAUACACGGUUUUUGCGACGCGUCGAUAAAGGGAUACGGCGCGUGCAUCUACAUUCGUUCCGUUGAUUCCGUGGGAAAUGUUACUGUUAGGUUAGCUUGCAGUAAAUCCAAGGUCGCUUCGCUUAGUCAUCACACCAUACCUCGUUUGGAACUCUCUGGCGCUGCCCUUCUGAAGAGACUAUAUGUCGAACUGGUGACCCAGCUGACUUUUAAUAUCGUGCGAACAAUUCUUAGAACAGACUCAAAAAUCGUUCUCUGCUGGUUAGGCAAAGCUCCUCAUCUACUUAGAACUUACGAAGCGAACAGAGUCGCUGAUAUUCAAGCGUUAGGUGAGAAGGUCGAGUGGAAGCAUGUUCGUUCGAAGGACAAUCCAGCCGAUUCUCUAUCCCGAGGACAGCUACCCAGGGAACUUCUAACUGAUCCCCUCUGGCUUUCGGGCCCUCCAUGGUUAGUCCUUCCGGAAGAUCAAUGGCCUUCAUCGGAAGAACCCUCGUUAGGUGAUCCUCUAGGCGCGAAAGAAGGAAUCGUUUUAUUUACAACCUCUUCCGGAAGUAACAUCUACUCUCUUUUCUCUGAUUACGGGUGUCUUAUUAGGUCCAUCGGAUAUCUUCUCCGUUGGAGUAGAAGAAAAUCACUACCAGACGAUACUCAAAUUGCGAGUAAAUCGCAACGAGGGAUUCGUUAUCUUUCCCAAGCCGAAAUAGUUUACGCUGAACUCCAGAUCCUCCUUCUUAUUCAAAAAGAAUGUUUUAGUUCCGAGAUUAGAUUGCUCAAAUCGACUACGAAAUUAAUAUCCAAAUGCCCCAACGGCGCUUUCAGGAGUCGAACGAAGUUCGAUGAACUCAAUCCCUUCUUAGAUGAGUAUGGACUGAUCAGAGUAGGCGGUCGGUUGAAGAAUUCAAAUCUUCAAUUCAACCAAAAAUACCCUAUUUUGCUACCCAGUAACCAUCACGUGUCAGAUCUCAUCAUCCGUGACGCUCAUCAUCGAAAUCUUCACGGAGGGGUUCAAUCCACUCUUUAUAGGAUACGCGAAAGAUUUUGGAUUCUCAACGGUCGAAACCAGAUUCGACAUGUCUUGCGCCGCUGCGUACCCUGUCUUCGGCAAAAGCCAAAAUUCUCACAUGCCAAGAUGGCAGACCUUCCAGAAUCUCGAGUAAACCCUGCGUUCCCUUUCGCGAAGACCGGCGUCGAUUUUUUUGGUCCGAUUAUGAUCAAGGAAAAAAGGGAUCGAAAUCGAAGCUUCCUUAAGGCGUAUGGGUCCGUUUUCGUUUGUAUGGCCACUAAGGCUGUCCACAUCGAGGUAGCAUCCGAUCUCUCAGCCGAGGGCUUCCUUGCGUGUUUUCGUCGGUUCGUUGCCACGCACGGCAAACCGACCACCAUGUACUCUGACAAUGGUACUAACUUUGUGGGCGCGAACAGCGAACUGCAAAGGAUUUACCAAUUGCAUGAUUCGCCUGAAUUUAAGGACGCGAUUCAAACCUUUGCUGCAGCCGAACGGAUUGAAUGGAACUUUAAUCCCCCUCUCUCACCGCACUUCGGCGGUUUGUGGGAGGCGGCGGUUAAGAGUUUCAAACACCAUCUAAAUCAUGUCAUUAAGGAUCAAAAGCUCACGAACGAACAAUUGGAAACAUUAUUAAAGGAAAUCGCCGCCGUGUUAAAUUCUCGACCAUUAUACGCGAUUUCUGCCGACCCAAACGAUUCCCUUGCGAUAACUCCAGCUCAUUUUUUAAUCAGGCGUUCUUUCAAUUUCUUACUCGACCAAAAUUAUGUUUCAGUUCCGGACAAUCGUCUCACCUUCUAUCAGCUCGUCUCUAAAGCUAGACAAGCCUUCUGGAGCAAAUGGCACAAAGAGUACUUGCAUGAACUGCAAACUCGUCAGAAGUGGUUGACUUCUGGAAAUGCAUUAUCAAUUGGAUCUGUGGUUGUGUCCAUGGAGGAUAACCCUGCUUGCGCAAGAUGGCCGCUGGGAGUCGUCGUGGAGAUCCACCCUGGGAGCGAUGGCAUUGCUCGAGUAGCAUCGGUGAAGAUGGCUUCUGGAAUCUACAAACGAAACAUUACUCGGCUCUGUGUGCUCCCUGUAGAUCAGGAAAACGCGGACCCGUUGGAGUCUCAAGUCACCCUCCCGAACUCGUGA